Messenger RNA from Panicum virgatum (switchgrass), 986 nucleotides. RefSeq names its product zinc finger protein 4-like. The transcript is spliced from 2 exons. Gene Ontology annotation, molecular function: DNA-binding transcription factor activity. NCBI's taxonomy places the organism in Eukaryota, Viridiplantae, Streptophyta, Magnoliopsida, Poales, Poaceae. The coding region runs from base 202 to 645 and encodes 147 amino acids. The record is from RefSeq and is a predicted model, not a curated record.
GGUAUGAGAAUCAAUACCAUUGCCACCAGACAACUUGACCGGCGGAUAUGAGUUAUUCCGUUGCCGCGACAGUUAAAAAAACGUGCGCGACCACCGUCCAAACUCCACUCUCCGCUUCUCCGUCCAUCACUUGCAUACACUAUUUAAUCCUAGCUAGGUUAGCUUAAUCAUUUCUGUAGCAAUGCUAGCUAGCUAGCUAUAAUGAAGACAUCAGAGGAGGGGCUGGACCUUGAGCUCAGCCUCCUCCACCGCUCCCCCUCGCCGCCGGAGCCGGAGGAACCGCCCGGCUUCUUCCUCUGCACGUACUGCGACCGCAAGUUCUAUACCUCGCAGGCGCUCGGCGGCCACCAGAACGCGCACAAGUACGAGCGCGCCCUGGCCAAGCGCCGCCGUGAGAUCGCUGCUGCCAUGCGCGCGAACCAGGCGAUCGUGAGGGACGCCGGCGGCCAGGUCGACGCCGACAGCAGGAGGACUACCGGAGCCGCCCGAGUCGUUGGCGUUGCUGGAGCUGAGCCUGAGGCGGCCGACAGGGCGAGGCCGCUGGUCGCGCAGCAAUCUGCUCCGGUGCCUUGGCACUCCGGCGAACUGCUGCUGCAGGGCAACAUGGGGCGCGCUGACGAGCUGGACCUGACACUCAGGCUGUGAUUGGCUGCUUCUCCGAUCCUGCACUAUCCUAGCAGUGCCUCUUGGCUCUUGCAUAUGAAUGAGGAUCUGUAUGUCUGAUGGAAUCAGAUCUGUGCAAGAAAGGAUGAUCUAUGCUGAUUUAUCCAGAGGGCUCUUCAGUUUAAUUUCCAAGAUUUGUUCCCAUAUUAGCAUGCAUCUUUAAUUCGAAUAACACCUUUUCUUGGUGGGGGAUCAGUCCCUGCCUCCACGUACGUGAUCCAAGAUUGUGCAUAUUCCAUGUGAUGAUGUGAGGAUUCGUUCACUGGAUGAACAAGUAAUUGCUCGACCAACUCUACAUAUAUACGGAGCUAGCUUGUUGGUAA